Molecule: messenger RNA, 9603 nt
Organism: Puma concolor (puma)
Lineage: Eukaryota; Metazoa; Chordata; Mammalia; Carnivora; Felidae
Source: RefSeq, a predicted model, not a curated record
AUGCCAGCCCAAUGGUUCCUAAUCUCCAGACUGGCCUUCCUGGUACUGCUGGGCACAGUCAGAGCAGGCCCUUUCUCUCCACGGUCCAAUGUGACACUCCCAGCCCCACGCCCCCCUCCCCAGCCAGGAGGCCGCACAGUGGAGCCAAUAGGGGGAAGCCCCUCUUCUCGGCUUUAUGAGCACAAUGUGGAAGGAGGGGAGAAGCAGGUGGUGUUUACCCACCGCAUCAACCUGCCCCCUUCAUCUGGCUGUGGUUGUCCCCCGGGCACGGAGCCCCCAGUCCCUGCUUCAGAGGUGCAGGCCCUGAAGGUCCGGUUAGAGAUCCUGGAGGAGCUGGUGAAAGGCCUCAAGGAACAGUGCACUGGGACAUGUUGUCCUGCCGCUGCCCAGGCUGGCACAGGCCAGACAGACGUUCGUAGCCUCUGCAGUCUCCAUGGCGUGUUUGACCUGAGCCGCUGUGCCUGCUCCUGUGAACCAGGCUGGGGUGGGCCCACCUGCUCAGACCCUACAGGCGCUGGGGUGCCCCCAUCCUCCCCACCCUCAGGCUCCGGGUCCUGCCCAGAUGACUGCAACGAUCAGGGUCGCUGUGUCCGCGGGCGCUGCGUGUGUUUCCCUGGCUACAGCGGCCCCAGCUGCGGCUGGCCCUCCUGUCCCGGGGACUGCAACGGCCGCGGGCGCUGCGUGCAGGGCGUGUGCGUGUGCCGGGCUGGCUUCUCUGGCGACGACUGCAGCCUGCGCUCGUGCCCCCGGGGCUGCAGCCAGAGGGGGCGCUGCGAGGACGGGCGCUGCGUGUGCGACCCCGGCUACACUGGCGACGACUGUGGGAAGAGGAGCUGCCCUAGAGGUUGCAGCCAGAGGGGACGCUGCGAGAACGGACGCUGCGUGUGCGACCACGGCUACACCGGCGAGGACUGUGCGGUGAGGAGCUGCCCCCGGGGCUGCAGCCAGAGGGGCCGCUGCGAGGACGGGCGCUGCGUGUGCGACCCCGGCUACACCGGCGACGACUGCGGCUCGCGGAGCUGGGUAGGGGAGGUGCCAGCCAUCGAGGGCAUGAGGAUGCACCUCUUGGAGGAGACGACGGUUCGGACAGAGUGGACCCGGGCUCCUGGCACUGUGGAUGCCUAUGAAAUUCAGUUCAUUCCCACGACAGAGGGGGUGAGCCCCCCAUUCACAGCACGAGUACCCAGCUCUGCCUCAGCCUAUGACCAGAGAGGACUGGCUCCUGGCCAGGAGUACCAGGUCACUGUCCGUGCCCUUCGAGGGACUAACUGGGGCCCUCCUGCUUCCAAGACCAUCACCACCAUGAUUGACGGCCCCCAGGACCUCCGAGUGGUGGCUGUGACACCAACCACACUGGAGCUCAGCUGGCUGCGACCCCAGGCUGAAGUGGACCGAUUCGUGGUGUCCUAUGUCAGUGCCGGCAACCAGAGGGUGCGGCUGGAGGUACCCCCUGAGGCAGAUGGAACACUGCUGACCGACCUGAUGCCAGGCGUGGAAUAUGUAGUGACUGUCACUGCAGAGCGGGGCCGGGCAGUAAGCUACCCGGCUUCUGUCAGGGCCAACACAGGGUCCUCUCCCUCAGGCCUCUUGGCGGCCACGGAUGAGCCUCCUCCCUCAGGCCCUUCAACCACUCAAGGGGCCCGGGCCCCUGAACUACAGCAGCGCCCCCAGGAACUAGGAGAGUUGAGGGUGCUGGGCAAAGACAAGACAGGGCACCUCCGCGUCGCUUGGACUGCUCAGCCUGACACGUUUGCCCACUUCCAGCUGCGCCUCCGGGUGCCCGAGGGGCCAGGGGCACAUGAGGAACUACUGCCAGGGGACGUCCGCCAGGCUCUGGUGCCCUCACCACCUCCCGGCGUCCCCUAUGAGUUGUCGCUUCGUGGGGUCCCCCCGGAGGGCGAGUCCUCUGCCCCUCUUAUCUACCAAGGCAUUAUGGACAGGGAUGGGGCAAAGCCUGGGAAGCCCUUGGCCCCGCCACAUCUGGGCGAGCUGACAGUGACUGGCAUGGCCUCCAACUCCCUGCUCCUGCAAUGGACGGUCCCUGAGGGCGAGUUCGACUCCUUCGUGAUCCAGUACAAGGACAGGGACGGGCCCCAGGUUGUCCCUGUGGAGGGGUCCCAGCGCUCAGCCCUCAUCACCAACCUGGACCUUGGCCGCAAGUACAAAUUUGUGCUAUAUGGGCUCCUGGGCAAGAAGAGGCAUGGCCCCCUGGUGGCUGAAGCCAAGAUCUUGCCUCAGAGUGAUCCCAGCCCAGUGACUCCACCCCGCCUGGGAAAGCUGUGGGUGACAGAUCCCACCCCAGAUUCACUGCACCUCUCUUGGACUGUCCCUGAGGGCCAGUUUGACUCCUUCGUAGUCCAAUACAGGGACAGGAAUGGACAGCCCCAGCUUGUGCCCGUGGAAGGGCCUGAGCGCUCGGUCAUUGUCUCCUCCCUGGACCCUGACCACAAGUACAGAUUCACUCUGUUUGGGAUUGCCAACAAGAAGCGGCACGGCCCCCUCACAGCUGAUGGCACCACAGCCUCAGAGAAGAGAGAGGAGCUCCUCCACCCAGAGUCCCCAGAGCGGCCCCUGCUGGGGGAACUGAUGGUGACUCAUGCGACCCCAGACUCCCUGCGCCUGUCCUGGACAGUGACCCAGGGCUCCUUCGACUCCUUCAUGGUCCAGUACAAGGAUGCGCAGGGGCAGUCCCAGGCAGUGCCCGUCAGGGGUGAUGAGAAUGAGGUCACCAUUCCUGGCCUGGAGUCGCACCGGAAGUAUAAGAUGAACCUCUAUGGGCUUCAUGGCAGGCAGCGUGUGGGGCCUGUGUCUGUGGUGGCCGUCACAGCCCCCCAGGAGGUUGUGGAGGAGACACCCAGCCCUACCGAGGUGGAGGAGACGCCCAGCCCCACAGAGCCCAGCACAGAGGCCCCAGAGUCCCCCGAGGAGCCCCUGCUGGGGGAGCUGACAGUGACAGGAUCAUCCCCAGACUCGCUGAGCCUCUCGUGGACCGUCCCCCAGGGCCACUUCGACUCCUUCACUGUCCAGUACAAGGACAGGGACGGGCGGCCCCAGGUGGUGCGUGUCGGGGGUGAGGAGAGCGAGGUCACCGUCGGGGGCCUGGAGCCGGGGCGCAAGUACAAGAUGCACCUGUAUGGCCUGCACGGGGGGCAGCGCUGGGGCCCCGUGUCCACCGUGGGUGUGACUGCUCCACAACCGGAAGAGACUCCAGCCACGGAGCCCCCCCUGGAGCCACACCUGGGAGAGCUGACAGUGACAGAUGUGACCCCCAACUCCAUGGGCCUCGCAUGGACAGUCCCAGAGGGCCAGUUUGACUCCUUCAUGGUCCAGUACAAGGACAGGGACGGGCAGCCCCAGGUGGUGCCUGUGGCCUCAGACCAGCGUGAGGUCACCAUCCCCGGCCUAGAGCCUGCACGCAAAUACAAGAUGAACCUCUAUGGGCUACAUGGUGGCCAGCGUGUGGGCCCCCUCUCUGUGGUAGCUGUGACUGCUCCCCUCCCUCCAGCCCCAACCACAGAGUCCCCCCAGGAGCCACGCCUCGGGGAGCUGACAGUGACAGACCUGACCCAGGAUUCUGUGAGCCUCUCGUGGACGGUCCCUGAGGGUGAAUUCGACUCCUUUGUGGUCCAGUACAAGGACAGGGAUGGGCAGCCCCAGGUGGUGCCUGUGGCCGCAGACCAGCGCGAGGUCACCAUCCCUGGCCUGGAGCCCAGUAGGAAAUACAAGUUCCUGCUCUUUGGGAUUCAGGAUGGGAAAAGACGCAGCCCAGUUUCCGUGGAGGCAAAGACAGCUGCCCAAGGUGACGCCAGCUUUGGGGCCCCACCCCGCCUUGGGGAGCUGUGGGUGACAGAUCCCACCCUGGACUCGCUGCGCCUCUCCUGGACAGUCCCCGAGGGCCACUUUGACUCCUUUGUCAUCCAGUUCAAGGACAGGGACGGGCCCCAAGUGGUGCCUGUGGAGGGCCAUGAGCGCUCAGUCACCAUCACCCCUCUGGACACUGGCCGCAAGUACAGAUUCCUCCUUUAUGGGCUCCUGGGCAAGAGGCGCCAUGGCCCCCUCACUGCCGAAGGCACCACAGAGAUCCGGAGUGCGGUGGAUGAUGCUAAAGCAAAGCAUCCCCUAAAGCCCCGUCUUGGGGAGGAGCUACAGGUGACCAGCGUGACCCCAGACUCUGUGAGCCUCUCGUGGACAGUCCCUGAGGGCCAGUUUGACUCCUUUGUGAUCCAGUACAAGGACAGAGACGGGCAGCCGCAGGUGGUGCCUGUGGAGGGCAGCCUCAGGGAGGUCCGCAUCCCGGGCCUGGACCCAAACCGCAGGUAUAAGCUCCUGCUGUACGGACUGCACCAGGGCAAACGUGUGGGUCCCAUCUCUGCCAUCGCCAUGACUGCCUCCAGAGAAGAUAUCGAAACCGAGGCCCUAGGUCCUCCAGGGCCUGAGCCCCGCCUAGGGGAGGUGACUGUGGAGGAAGCCAUGCCAGACACCUUGCAUCUCUCCUGGACAGUGAUGGAGGGAGAUUUUGACUCCUUUGAGGUCCAGUACACAGACAAAGAUGGGCAACUCCAAGUAGUCAAAGUAGAUGGUGACCGGAAUGACAUCAUCCUUACUGGCCUGGAAUCUGACCACAGAUACCUGGUGACCCUGUAUGGUUUCCAUGGCCAGCAGCGUGUGGGUCCUGCCCACAUUGAGGCCCUUACAGUCCCAAGGGAAGAGGAGGAUGAACCUUCAGAACCUCCCAUCAAGCCACAGCUGGGGCAGCUGGCAGUGACAGACGCCACCCCUGACUCCCUACACCUCUCCUGGACUGUCCCCGAGGGCCAGUUUGACCACUUCCUGGUCCAGUACAAGAACGGGGAUGGGCAGCCCAAGGCGGUGAGGGUGCCAGGGAAUGAGGACCAGGUCACCAUCUCAGGCCUGGAGCCAGACCACAAGUACAAGAUGAACCUGUAUGGCUUCCACGGUGGCCAGCGCAUGGGCCCUGUCUCUGCCUUUGGGGUGACGGAUCCUGAAGGGGAGCCCCCUGCCAAUACCCUUCUGAAGCCACACUUGGGAGAGCUAGCAGUGACGGACGCCACCCCCGACUCCCUGCACCUCUCCUGGACUGUCCCCGAGGGCCAGUUUGACCACUUCCUGGUCCAGUACAAGAACGGGGAUGGGCAGCCCAAGGCGGUGAGGGUGCCAGGGAAUGAGGACCAGGUCACCAUCUCAGGCCUGGAGCCAGACCACAAGUACAAGAUGAACCUGUAUGGCUUCCACGGUGGCCAGCGUGUGGGCCCCGUCUCCACUACCCCAACCUCUACUGAGGUGGAGGAGACCCCCAGCCCCACAGAGCCCAGCACGGAGGCCCCAGAGUCCCCCGAGGAGCCCCUGCUGGGGGAGCUGACAGUGACAGGAUCGUCUCCAGACUCGCUGAGCCUCUCGUGGACCGUCCCCCAGGGCCACUUCGACUCCUUCACUGUCCAGUAUAAGGACAGGGACGGGCGGCCCCAGGUGGUGCGUGUCGGGGGUGAGGAGAGUGAGGUCACCGUCGGGGGCCUGGAACCGGGGCGCAAGUACAAGAUGCACCUGUAUGGCCUGCACGGGGGGCAGCGCUGGGGCCCCGUGUCCACUGUGGGCCUGACCGCCCCCCAGGAGGUUGUGGAGGAGACCCCCAGCCCCACAGAGCCCAGCACGGAGGCCCCAGAGUCCCCCGAGGAGCCCCUGCUGGGGGAGCUGACGGUGACAGGAUCUUCCCCAGACUCGCUGAGCCUCUCGUGGACCAUCCCCCAGGGCCACUUCGACUCCUUCACUGUCCAGUACAAGGACAGGGACGGGCGGCCCCAGGUGGUGCGUGUCGGGGGUGAGGAGAGUGAGGUCACCGUCGGGGGCCUGGAGCCGGGGCGCAAGUACAAGAUGCACCUGUAUGGCCUGCACAGGGGGCAGCGCUGGGGCCCCGUGUCCACUGUGGGCGUGACUGCUCCAGAAUAUGAAGCCAUGACCACCCAAGCCCCGUCCACCAUGGCCCUUGAGCCUACCAUGAAGCCACGGCUGGGGCAGCUGGCAGUGACAGACGCCACCCCCGACUCCCUGCACCUCUCCUGGACUGUCCCCGAGGGCCAGUUUGACCACUUCCUGGUCCAGUACAAGAACGGGGAUGGGCAGCCCAAGGCGGUGAGGGUGCCAGGGAAUGAGGACCAGGUCACCAUCUCAGGCCUGGAGCCAGACCACAAGUACAAGAUGAACCUGUAUGGCUUCCACGGUGGCCAGCGCAUGGGCCCUGUCUCUGCCUUUGGGGUGACGGAGACCCCAACCUCUACUGAGGUGGAGGAGACCCCCAGCCCCACAGAGCCCAGCACGGAGGCCCCAGAGUCCCCCGAGGAGCCCCUGCUGGGGGAGCUGACAGUGACAGGAUCGUCUCCAGACUCGCUGAGCCUCUCGUGGACCGUCCCCCAGGGCCACUUCGACUCCUUCACUGUCCAGUACAAGGACAGGGACGGGCGGCCCCAGGUGGUGCGUGUCGGGGGUGAGGAGAGUGAGGUCACCGUCGGGGGCCUGGAGCCGGGGCGCAAGUACAAGAUGCACCUGUAUGGCCUGCACAGGGGGCAGCGCUGGGGCCCCGUGUCCACCGUGGGUGUGACUGCCUCCCAGCCCACAGAGCCCCCUGUGGCACCCCGCCUAGGGGAGCUGGCCGUGGUAGCCGUGACCUCUGACACAGUGCACCUGUCAUGGACCGUGGCCCAGGGCGUCUUCGACUCCUUCCUGGUCCAGUACAAGGAUGUGCAGGGGCGGCCCCAGGCAGUGCCUGUGGGUGGACACCUGCGUGAGAUCACCAUUCCGGGUCUGGCCCCCGGCCGGAAGUACAAGUUCCUACUCUUUGGACUCCAGGAUGAGAAGCGGCAUGGCCCUAUAGCUGCAGAUGCAAAGACCCCCCCAGACACAAAACCUCCCCGCCUGGGGGAGCUGACAGUGACAGACCUGACCCCGGACUCUGUGAGCCUCUCAUGGACAGUCCCUGAGGGUGAAUUUGACUCCUUCGUGGUCCAGUACAAGGACAGAGACGGGCAGCCCCAGGUGGUGCCUGUGGCCUCAGACCAGCGCGAGGUCACCAUCUCGGGCCUGGAGCCCAGUAGGAAAUACAAGUUCCUGCUCUAUGGGCUGGCCGGUAGGAAGCGGCUGGGCCCCAUCUCUGCUGAUGGCACCACAGCUCCCCUGCAGAAGGAGCAGCAGCGCCCGCCCCGCCUGGGGGAGCUGACAGUGACAGAUGAGACCCCAGACUCCCUGCGCCUCUCAUGGACAGUGGCCCAGGGCCUCUUUGAUUCCUUUGUGGUCCAGUACAGGGACACAGCUGGGCAGCCCCGGGCAGUGCCUGUGGCCGAAGACCAGCGGGAAGUCACCAUAGAGGGCCUGGAGCCUGGCAGGAAAUACAAGUUUCUGCUCUAUGGGAUCCACGGAGGACAGCGCCUGGGCCCCAUCUCCGUCCUGGGAGUGACAGCCCCAGAAGAGGACACGCCAGCCCCCUGGCGCCCAGCCACAGAGGCCCCCGAACACCCUGAAGGGCCCCAGCUAAGGACACUGGCAGUGAGCGACAUAACCCCAGACUCCCUGCACCUCUCGUGGAGUGUGGCUCAGGGCCCCUUUGACUCCUUCGUGGUCCAGUAUCAGGACACGGAUGGGCAGCCUCAGGCCUUGCUCGUGGAUGGCAACCAGAACAAGGUCCUAGUGUCGGGCCUGGAGCCCAGCACCUCCUACAGGUUCUUCCUCUAUGGCCUCCAUGAAGGGAAGCGCCUGGGGCCCAUCUCAGCUGAGGGCACCACAGGGCCUGCUCCUGCCGGUCAGACCCCAGGGGAGCCAGGGCCCCGCCUGUCCCAGCUGUCGGUGACUGAUGUGACCACCAGUUCGCUGCGGCUCAACUGGGAGGCCCCAUCUGGGGCCUUUGACUCCUUCCUGCUCCGCUUUGGGGUCCCAUCACCAAGCACUCUGGAGCCCCACCUGCGUCCCCUGCUGCAGAGGGAGCUGAUGGUACCAGGGACACGGCGCUCAGCGGUGCUACGGGACCUGCGUCCAGGGACCCUAUACACCCUUACGUUGUAUGGGCUGCGUGGGCCCCACAAGGCCGACAGCAUCCAGGGCACGGCCCGCACCCUUAGCCCAGUUCUGGAAAGCCCCCGUGACCUUCAAUUCAGCGAAAUCAGGGAAACUUCGGCCCUGGUCAGCUGGACGCCUCCACCAUCCAGAGUGGACAGUUUCAAAGUUUCCUACCAGCUGGCAGACGGAGGGGAGCCACAGAGCGUGCAGGUGGAUGGCCGAGCCCGGACCCAGAAACUCAAGGGGCUGAUCCCAGGCUCUCACUACGAGGUGACGGUGGUCUCCGUCCGUGGCUUUGAGGAGAGCGAGCCACUCACAGGCUUCCUCACCACAGUUCCUGACGGCCCCACCCAGCUUCGUGCGCUGAACUUGACGGAGGGAUCCGCUCUGCUGCACUGGCAGCCCCCCCAGACCCCUGUGGACACAUAUGACGUCCGUGUUACAGCCCCAGGGGCCCCCCCACUGCAGGGCUCAACCCCUGGCAGUGCUGUGGACUACCCUCUGGGUGGCCUUGUGCUCCACACCAACUACACGGCGACGGUACGGGGUCUUCGGGGCCCCAACUUCACCUCCCCGGCCAGCAUCACCUUCACCACAGGGUUGGAGGCCCCCCAAGACUUGGAGGCCAAGGAAGUGACCCCCCGCACGGCCCUGCUCACUUGGACUGAGCCCCAAGUCCCGCCGACUAGCUACCUGCUCAGUUUCAACACCCCUGGUGGACAGACCCAGGAGAUCCUGCUCCCAGGAGGGGUCACCUCUCACCAGCUCCUGGGCCUCUUUCCCUCCACCCCGUACAGCGUGUGGCUCCGAGCUAUGUGGGGCGAGAGCCUCACACCGCCUGUGUCCACCUCCUUCACCACCGGUGGACUCCGGAUUCCCUUCCCUCGGGACUGUGGGGAAGAGAUGCAGAACGGAGCCAGCACCUCAAGGGCCACCACCAUCUUCCUCAAUGGCAACCGCGAGCGGCCCCUGAAUGUGUUUUGUGACAUGGAGACCGACGGGGGCGGCUGGCUGGUGUUCCAGCGCCGCAUGGACGGACAGACUGACUUCUGGAGGGACUGGGAGGACUAUGCCCAUGGCUUUGGGAACAUCUCUGGGGAGUUCUGGCUGGGCAACGAGGCCCUGCACAGCUUGACAAAAGCCGGCGACUACUCCAUGCGCGUGGACCUGCGGGCUGGGGACGAGGCCGUGUUUGCGCAGUACGACUCUUUCCGAGUAGACUCUGCUCCCGAGUACUACCGCCUCCAUCUGGAGGGCUACCAUGGCACAGCAGGGGACUCCAUGAGCUACCACAGCGGCAGUGUCUUUUCUGCCCGUGAUCGAGACCCCAACAACUUGCUCAUCUCCUGCGCCGUCUCAUACCGCGGCGCCUGGUGGUACAGGAACUGCCACUAUGCCAACCUCAACGGGCUCUAUGGGAGCACAGUGGACCACCAGGGGGUGAGCUGGUACUACUGGAAAGGCUUCGAGUUCUCUGUACCCUUCACGGAAAUGAAGCUGAGACCAAGAAGCUACCGGCCCCCAGCGGCCCGGGAAGGCUGA